Messenger RNA from Girardinichthys multiradiatus, 1466 nucleotides. It is a transcript of the gene ccnh, whose product is annotated as cyclin H. The transcript has 10 exons. The record is from RefSeq and is a predicted model, not a curated record. Gene Ontology annotation, cellular component: transcription factor TFIIK complex; nucleus. Lineage: Eukaryota; Metazoa; Chordata; Actinopteri; Cyprinodontiformes; Goodeidae. Gene Ontology annotation, biological process: regulation of cyclin-dependent protein serine/threonine kinase activity; DNA-templated transcription; regulation of transcription by RNA polymerase II. Gene Ontology annotation, molecular function: cyclin-dependent protein serine/threonine kinase regulator activity. The coding region runs from base 199 to 1158 and encodes 319 amino acids.
AGACUUAAGCUGACGUUUAAGAACGGCGACGCGCUCGGGUUCGUGUUUAGGUGACUUUUCGCUUGUUUUUCGGUUUUAAAAUACCGAAAAAACGUUAUAAAGACAUUCAAACCUGUUGUCUGAACGCACAUCCCUGUUUUUCUUGUACACUGACGUCGUUUAGUGGACAUGCGUCACUAGACACACGAACAGACCACAAUGUUCCACAACAGCUCACAGAAGAAAUUCUGGACUUUUAAAAAUGAGGAUGAACUGGAGCAGAUGAGGUGCAUAGCCAAUGAGAAAUUCCGUAAGAAGGCACUAGACAGUGCAAAGCCUGGUAUCAUUGAUCCAAUGUUGUUGGGACGCCAUGAGGAGGACGCGUUGUUUCGAUACUACGAGAGGAGGCUGCUGGACUUCUGCAAUGCCUUUAAGCCUGCGAUGCCCAAAUCUGUGGUGGGUACAGCCAUCAUGUACUUCAGGAGAUUCUACCUGAACAACUCGGUCAUGGAGUAUCACCCUAGGAUUAUCAUGCUAACAUGUGCGUACCUGUCCUGUAAAGUGGACGAGUUCAACGUGUCCAGUACCCAGUUUGUGGGAAAUCUUCUGCAGGAGACCCCAGCGGGACAGGAAAGGGUCGCGGAGCAAAUCCUAGAGUAUGAGCUGCUUCUUAUCCGGCAGCUCAAUUUUCACCUGGUGGUCCACAACCCCUACAGACCCAUGGAGGGUCUGCUCAUUGACCUCAAGACUCGAUACCCAACACUGGAGAACCCAGAGUCACUGAGGAAAAGUGCUGAUGACUUCCUUACCCAAGCAGCCAUGACAGAUGCAGGACUUGUGUUUUCUCCAUCCCAGAUUGCUCUGACGGCUAUUCUAAACAGUGCUUCCAGAGCUGGUCUCAACAUGGAAAGCUACCUUACUGAAUGCUUGGGCCUGAAAGAGGACAAAGAGACUCUUUCCAAGAUGUAUGACUCCAUGAGACGUAUGAAAACCCUCCUGAAGAAAUAUGAACUUCCCAAACAGGACGAGGUGAACAUUUACAAACAGAAACUGGAGAGGAUUCAUGCUGAAUUUGCUUCUUCAAGCAACAAACGAAAAAGAGGAUAUGAAGAAGAUGGCCAUGUAGCCAAAGAACCUCGACUGACUGAAGAGGACUGGACUGAUGAAGACCUCUUAUGAGAUUUAUUGGGUUAUGUUCAAAGUUUCUGUGUGACUCCAGUAAUUUACAAAAGAUUUGGUAAAUGACCCAAAAUGACAACAUUUUGGUUGCAUUUUUUGCAGAGAGAAUAAAGAUAUUUUUCUACAUGUUUUGUCACAGAUAUUGUCCUCGAGUACAAGUGCCACAUAAUACUGAAUGCACAUGUCUCAACUUUUGCGAGGGCACAAUAAACGACUCCAUAACCUACUUUACAAAAAUGGUUUAAUAAGUGCAUGCAUGUCUGUUAUACAGUCUGUACUAUUUAAAAAAAAUACAACUGUAAACUUUG